AUGGACGUGCUGGGCAAGAUUGUACAAGGCACAGGCUGUGCCAUAGACGGCACUGUAGCAGCACAGAAUCCGCUGUCACGAGCUCUGGAUAGCGUGGUGCAGUCACAGACGCGUGGACGUCAGGUGCGUGGGUCCAUGCCGCCGCACGGUCCCCGCAAUGACCUGCAGAUGCAGAUGCAGCGUCCGAAGAUAGCGCAGGAUAACAGUGCGCAGUUUCAAUCAGCUUUUGAACAGGAAGCGUACAAUGUUUCACGUAUGGAAACUGCAUUUCGCGCUGGCGUUGUCCAGCAGCAAAUGAUGCACGCGCACCCGAUCUCAAUGGAAGAGGCCUUUGAGGAGGCCCAACGCGUACAGUUUCAGCACCGACAAGGCCAAAUGCCGCUUCCAACUAUGACGGCACCACAAAGGAUGGAUUCAAGAGCUAUGCAACACGAUGCGUGGGCUGAUGAAUUUUGUACCAGCCAUUUAGAUAAUGCCUGGCAGGCCGCUGGUAGUAUAACCCAACAGGAGGUGGGAUGGAAAGAUGCCAAGGCAUCGGUGCCCAUGAUGAAGCAGCCGAUGAUUUAUUCUUCGCCGACGAUUACACAGCAAUUGGAUGUACGGCUGGAACAAGCAACACAAGUGGCUGCGAAAAAUCUGGAAACACAACAAGUAUGCAGCAAGAUGGCGCGAACUAUGAGUCAGAACCCGAACCCAAAGUGGCAGAGCAGUGAGUUCCUCAAGUUCAUGAGCCAGGUCGGAUCGGGUGAGGUGCAAAUCGACGAGGAAAAGAAUAAGGUUGUAGGUGUGGAGCGCAAGAUGGAAAGUGGACUGGAAGGAGCGUGUAAAGAAGGUAACUUAGACCUGCGUUCGAAUCGAGACAUCUUUGAUGCGAGCGGACAACAGAGCGGUGGCGCGGAAGCUAUAGCGAUGGAAAAUGCGUUUGAUUCUCACUCGCAUCCACUGAGAACGGGAGUAGCUUGGGCGGAGGGCUCAGCUAACGUUUCGGGAUCGGAUAAUGCAUGGUGGGACUCAGAGACAGCAGCGGAGAAGGCCAUGAAUAGUGCGUUGGCAGAUGACGACAACCUAGAGGCGAUUUGGGAAAAGGCUAUUGCAGAAGCUCAUACGACAGACCCAUUCGAAGACGCAUGGGAGAACAUAGCUAGCCAAGAUUACACCUACAAAGCCGAUAACCCGUUUCUGGGCUUGUCGGAGAAUUUUCAAAGGGGUAUUGAGUUUUUUAAAUCAGGGCACCUGGACGACGCAAUCCUUGCUUUUGAAGCAGAGCUGCAGCAACAUGCGGAUAAUAGUGAGGCAUGGCAAAUGUUGGGUGAGUGUCAUGCGGAAAAUGAUGAGGACAAGAGCGCUAUUGCAUGUUUGGAGCGUGCUGUGGAGGAAGAUCCGUACAACCUGAGUGCGUUGUUGGCACUCGGUGUCAGCAAUGUAAACGAGCUAAAUCCACAAGGUGCGCUGAAAACGCUGAAAGCGUGGGUGCAGCACAACCCAAAAUUUCACGGACUGGAAAUCCAAAUGGAUGAGUACAGUGAUGGAUCUUUGAUGGACGAGGUAAUGCAGCUGAUGCUACAGGCUCGGGCGCACGAUCCUAGUGAUUCGAACGUGCAGGUUGUACUUGGCGUCUUGUACAACGUGUCAAAAGAUUACGACGCAGCAGUUGAAAGCUUCAAGGAAGCUACAGACUCACGGCCGGAUGAGUAUGCGCUGUGGAACAAGAUUGGAGCGACGCUAGCUAACUCGGCUCGCUCGUCGGAGGCUAUCCCUGCGUAUCAUCGUGCGUUGGAGCUGAAGCCGCGCUACGCCCGUGGGUGGCUAAAUCUGGGAAUCAGUCACGCUAAUCUGGGAAACUAUGAGGAAGCUACAAAGUGCUAUCUGCAGGCACUGAGCUUGAAUAACCGUGCAGACCACAUUUGGAGUUAUUUAAGAAUUUGCUUUACAUGCAUGGAGCGGUUUGAUUUGGUGAAGGUGGCCGAUACGCGAGACAUUAGCCAUUUCCGCGAAGAAUUCAAACUCAUUGAUCUCUAA
This is a messenger RNA of Peronospora belbahrii, 2019 nucleotides long. The record is from the annotation of a GenBank genome assembly. NCBI's taxonomy places the organism in Eukaryota, Oomycota, Peronosporomycetes, Peronosporales, Peronosporaceae.